UCAGCACCCUGGAGAAACAAAACAAGCGCGCCCAGCUCAUACGGGACAAGAUGGUGCUGGCCGAGCGCAACACCACGGACGUGGUGCGGAACGGACGCCGUUCGCGCGGCCCCAGCCCCAACACUCACACCAACGCCGUGGGUGGCGUGGCCAACAGCACCAGCCUCUCCAGCGGCGGCGCCGGAGCGGGUGGAGGCAACUCUGCGAACGCGGCGGCCAUCGACAAGGCCGCCACGGCCGUGCCAGGAGCGGGAACGCCGGAGAGCUCUGACGACGACAACUCCACAAAGCGGAACGGAAAGUCAAAGGCAAAGCAGUCUGAGUACGAAGAAAAGAUUCGCGUGGGCCGCGAUUAUCAGGCAGUGUGCCCACCCCUGGUGCCCGAGGUGGAGCGUCGGCCGGAGUUGAUGAACGAGCGCGCUCUCUUGGUUUGGUCGCCCACCAAGGAGAUCCCGGACAUGAAAUUGGAGGAAUACAUCUCGGUGGCCAAGGAAAAGUACGGAUACAACGGCGAACAAGCCCUGGGCAUGCUCUUCUGGCACAAGCACGAUCUGGAACGAGCCGUGAUGGACCUGGCCAACUUUACGCCCUUCCCCGAUGAGUGGACCAUUGAGGACAAGGUCCUGUUCGAGCAGGCCUUCCAGUUUCACGGGAAGAGCUUCCACCGCAUCCGCCAGAUGCUCCCCGACAAAUCGAUUGCCAGUCUGGUUAAAUACUACUAUUCGUGGAAAAAGACGCGUCAUCGUAGUAGCGCCAUGGAUCGGCAGGAGAAGACCAUCAAGGCGGCCGUCAAGGACGGCUCGGAAAACGGGAGCGAGGUGGGGAGUAAUGAGGAGUCUGACAAUGAUGACAAGAAGGGUAUCGGCAAUGCCAAUGUCAGUGGUGCCGCCGGCAGCAACAGCGGCUCUAACAGUACCAGCAACAGCAACAGUAACACCAGCAAUAAUAAUACCAACAUUAACAACAACAACAACAACAACAACAAUAACAACAACAGCAGCAACAACAACAACAGCAGCAGCAACAACAGCAACAGCGGCGAAAAUAAUGGUGGAAGCAACAGCAGCAGCAACAACAGCAACACCGACAUGGAAACGGACCAGCUGUGCAUCUACUCGGCCAGCACCCAGGGAGACGAGGUGCUGGGCUUCGGUCUCUCUUCCGAGGGGGCCACAACCAACGGCAACAGUGGCGGCGAAGUCGGCGGCGAUCCCAACUCGCCCCGUCGAGUGGUUGUGGGCGGGUUCUGCAAAACUUGCAACGUCGUGUGUCACGUUCUGUUCGAUUCACCGCUGGGGCGCAUGUGCAAGAGUUGUCACACGCACUGGAGGCGAACGGGCAAUAGACGCCCCAUCUCCGGGCCGGAAAGCAACGCGCCACGACGCUCUACGCACAACAGUGCAGCGGCUGCCGACCGCUCCAAGCGCAAGCCCCCGAAGGGAAUGUACAUCAACCACGACGAUCUCACCGCUCUUGCGAGCUGCAGGAACCCCAGCGUGUAUCUGGCCGAACGCGACCGGAGAAUCAGCGCCCUCAUGGCAGAAAUACAGAAAAACCGGCAGCUAAUGGAGCAGCUGGACAAGGAGUGCGACGCCAUUAAUGUCGACGAUGUUGUCUCCAAACCAGCAGCCGCCAACGUAGAGACGGCCGCAGCGCAGCCCCGCAUCUCCAGCCGCUGGUCGCCAGAUGAGACCCAGGUGGCCCUCCUGGCGUUUCGUGAGUACGGCAAGAACUAUCCUAUGAUUGCCAAGUUGGUAGCUACCAAGACAGAAGCGCACGUGCGCACUUUCUACUUGAACAAUCGUCGUCGCCACAAUCUCGAUCAGAUCGUGAAGGAGUACGAGGCUGGGAAGUCCGAGGAUUCUGGAGCAGAGGAACAGGCUGAACCGGCAGUCGAUGUAGCGGCAGCCGUGGCAACAGGAGGAGCAACCGCGGCACCCAGUGCCGUUGAUUCUACUCCAGCAGCUACCAAGCCGUCUACCGAUAGCAGCAACAACGGGGGCGAACCUGUCCAGGAGCCGCUGGCCAAGAAGGAGGAUAAGAAGAAGUCGGAGCUGGUGACUGGCACUUCUAAGCCCAGCGGAAGCGAAGAACCAGCUGGUGCUGAAAGCCCCGCCUCCGCUCUGGCUGGCAGUUCUAUUGCUGCUGCUGCCUCGGUCACUGAUGCCGCCGGCCUCAAGUCGAGCACUGCCACGAUUACCAUCACCGACGAGUCCGACACGGCCACUAAUUCCAGCAGCGACGUGAUCGCCAGUGGCUCCACCGGAACCGCCACUACCAGCGCUAGUACUGCACCCGCCACCAAGUCCGUGGCCAGCAGCGAGGAGUCGUCCACCCCCAAGUCCAUAUCCGCGGGCGGGACAACUGGAGCCGGCCCAGCGUCGAGUCCUCCUAACAAUCCAAACAACAAGCGAGAGAGCGCGCCCAUGAACGCGGCUGAUCAGCCGCCGGCCAAAAAGAUCGGGCUCAGUCCCGCCGUGGAGUUCGCCGGAAAGUAGGGAACUCGGCGGCACUGGGGAUGUAUGACUCGCGAUAUAGAUGCACGCAUUAAAAUAUACCGAUAUACAUUGCUUAUAGUUGGGUAGCGGCCACGAAGACGAAGUGCUCAGCUAGAUGAGCGGAUUCCUUUUAUUUUCUGACCUUUUGAAUCGGCUAAGUUAACAUUUUUCUUUGUCUUCAGUACUUGGGACGCAUUUACUUUACACUAAAAAAGCAUCACGGUUUGAUCUAGAUUUAAAUACGUUAGUUUAUUUUUUGAUACCGGGUAAAAGUGAGUCUAUCUGAUGUGUUGCACGCCGCUACGGCCAACGCGAACGAGUGUUUCGUCGCGGCAGAUGGUUCUUAGAGGGCAUUGUGGAUGCAUCCUUUCCUGUCCCAAUGCCGGCCCACGAAGACCACACACACACAAACCUAAUGAGUAGUAUAUGCAACUGUAGGAGAGUUACUACAAAUGGAUGUAGUAUUAAAAUAAUUUUAAUAACGAAUUGUAAACGUGUAAAUUAUAUACCUUGCGGUGAAUCAUUUUUUUUUAUGAACUGUAACUUAGCGUAUAGAAAACUAUCUGGGGAGGCCCUUAAAUACAACAGCCAUCGCUUCUUGGUGCGAAGAACAGCAGCACACGAUGGAAAGUCCGAGUUCCAGCCCGAUCUUCAUCCACCCAGUUGCGCACUCCCGUUAGGGGAACUACGGACUGUAACUUAUCCGUGGCAGAACUGCGAGCGAGCCCGUAUGUGUAGCUAUCAGCUAUCCCCGUAAGAGAAAUUACUAAAUAAAGUUAGCGAGAUGUCCGCGUUGCUGCAUCUAUAGUUAUGGGAAUACAUUUAUGUCUGGGUUUUAGUUAAGCAUUUUUUUUAAUACCUUGAAUUUAAUCUAAUGUAUUUGGCUUUCUGCACGACAUACUUUUAAGUUCUGAAUAUUUGUAUACCAAAGUUUAACACAAACUUGAAAAUUUCACGACUUUGGGCAGGUUUGCAUGUUCUCGCGCCUCAACCUAACUAUAUUCUCUUAUUUUAUGAACGUGAAAUACAUAGAUAAUGUAAAAAAUUCAAUAAAAUGUGUAUUAUUUUAAAUAAACCCAGGAAAUAGCAUUCAUA
This is a messenger RNA of Drosophila ananassae, 3593 nucleotides long. RefSeq names its product REST corepressor (gene CoRest). Lineage: Eukaryota; Metazoa; Arthropoda; Insecta; Diptera; Drosophilidae. Gene Ontology annotation, biological process: negative regulation of DNA-templated transcription; regulation of transcription by RNA polymerase II. Bases 51 to 2498 code for a protein of 815 amino acids. Gene Ontology annotation, molecular function: transcription corepressor activity. The transcript is spliced from 10 exons. The record is from RefSeq and is a predicted model, not a curated record. Gene Ontology annotation, cellular component: transcription regulator complex; histone deacetylase complex.